AUGUCUCAAUCAAUGAGCACUCGUAACCUAUCUUCAUUCUUAUUCAUCAUCUUAACUUUUCGUUUCUCACAACAAGCUGGAGUCGGAAUAGGAAACCUUCCUAGUUGCGCUCGUACAUGUUUAAAUCAAGAGGUUUCUGUAACAAAUUGCAGCGCUACCACUGAUUUUGCUUGUCUUUGUUCAAAUUCAAAAUUCGAAUCUAUGAUAUCUGAUUGUUUUCACAAGCAUUGUGAUCACGAUGAAUUUUCAAAAUCAUCACAAUUCUUAUCUACAUGUUCAAACUAUACCAACAACUCAAGUUCCACCCCUAAAGAAACAGAUGAAAAGAAAACAGAUGAUUACACAACACCAAAGAAAACUUCUAAUAAGACCGUUGAUCCGAUCCCAUCAACAAUAAAGAAAACUUCUAAUGAGACCGUUAAUCCGAUCCCAUCGAAAAUGAAGAAUGAAAACGGAAACGAAAAUCCAAAGGUGAUAGUGAUUAAUGUUCCUACAGCUGUGACUCAGUCUCCAGUCCCAUCGGUUUCUACUGCGACUUCUACACCUGCAAAGAAUUCGACUACAGAAAGCUCAGAUAGUAAGACAGACAAGUCUGGAAACAAAAAGAACGAAACUUCAUCCAACACUAAAUCAUCCAACAAUAAAUCAUCUGACAAUAAAUCAUCCGACAAUAAAUCAUCCGACAAUAAAUCAUCUGACAAUAAAUCCCCCGACAAUAAAUCAUCCAAAUCUGAACCUUCUAAUUCUACCGAUUCUGAUCCCAACACUGACACUGAUAAAGAAGACACUUCAACCACUAACAGUACUUUAUCAGAUCCAAGUGAUGAUAAAACCAAUACAACACUUCAAAAUCAAUCAAAUCAAACUAAUUUCAAAAAGAGUGGAACUGAGAAAUAUGAUGUUAAUUCUGGUUCAUCUCAAAAGAAAUCUUUCUAUCAAAUUGUAAAUAGUCAGAACAAACAUGUAAAUCAUGAAACUCAUUUCGAUUUGAACCAGACUCAUCAAAUUCUCAUGUAUUUAGUUCUUUUGAAUCGUGAUCUCAAACAUCAUGAAAUUGGAAAUUCCAAAAACCGAUUAAACCUUUCCUGA
Melampsora larici-populina 98AG31 is the source of this 1089-nucleotide messenger RNA. RefSeq lists its product as uncharacterized. Bases 1 to 1089 code for a protein of 362 amino acids. The transcript is spliced from 9 exons. The record is from RefSeq and is a predicted model, not a curated record. NCBI's taxonomy places the organism in Eukaryota, Fungi, Basidiomycota, Pucciniomycetes, Pucciniales, Melampsoraceae.